Molecule: messenger RNA, 1740 nt
Organism: Nanorana parkeri
Lineage: Eukaryota; Metazoa; Chordata; Amphibia; Anura; Dicroglossidae
Product: putative adhesion G protein-coupled receptor E4P
Exons: 14
Biological process (GO): cell surface receptor signaling pathway; adenylate cyclase-activating G protein-coupled receptor signaling pathway
Cellular component (GO): membrane
Molecular function (GO): G protein-coupled receptor activity
Source: RefSeq, a predicted model, not a curated record
AUGGAGGGCGGCAGACUGAAGAAAGGGGGGUCCGGUUAUGAUAUCAUUGUGAUACACUCGAAUAAGACCACUUGCACCUUCAAUGUGACUGAUCCGGCUCUGUGUGAUGCUUUGAACUUCUGCACAGAUACAGACAAAUGUACCACCGAGUCAUCCAAAUGUUGCUGUAAAGAUGGAUAUGACCAAGGUGAAGUCCAGGAUGAGGGUGGAGUGUCUCUGGAAGAAGCAGAACAAGAGCUCCAGAAGACGACAGAAAGGCUCACUCAGGCACUCACCAAUUACAGUGCCAACUCUGAACGAGUGGAGAAUGGACAGUUCAUUACAGAACUUCUAUACACUGUGGAACAAAAUGUUCUGAUUUCCUUUCUGAGGGCACCAAGGACUCAGCAAAUUAACACCACUGAGCUAGAUAUUACCAUGAAGCCUUCCCAUGACGUCUGCAGUCAUGGUGUCCAGUCCUUCUGCCUGGUCUCGGCUGACAAUAUUAUGGCGGUGCCCUGUAGCCUGGUGCCCGGAGACAAAGAUGGUGCUGUUCUGAUCACCUACACAAAGUUUAAUUUCCCAUGUAAUGGAAGUAUAUUAUUCACUCCACGAGUUAGCAGAUGGGAUGACCAGGUGGAGUUCAACUCGAAGGUGGUGUCUGGAGCCAUCACAAACUCUAAGAGCCAAAAUCUGAACUCCCCCAUUAUCUUCAGACUUUACCAUCUGCAGCCCUUACAACCCCUUUAUAAGGUCACCUGUGUAUAUUGGGACCCUGUAAGGAAUGGCUGGUCAGAUGAAGGCUGUGACACGGGACAAUCUGAUGGCACAUACACCAACUGCUCCUGUACCCACCUCUCCAGCUUUGCACUCCUCAUGGCUCUGGAGGCUCCGGAUAAAAUCCAGGAGGAUUCUAUUCUCACCCUUCUCUCCUACAUUGGCCUGAGUCUGUCUCUUCUCUGCCUGUGUCUGUCUCUGCUCACCUUCAUCCUGUGUCGGUCUCUGAGGAGCUCUCAUACCUCCGUCCUGACAGCUAUGAGUGGAUGCCUCUUCCUGGGACAACUUUUGCUUCUGGUGGGAAUCCGCCAAACCAGGAUUAAGCUCCUUUGUGCUUUUAUUGCCGGUUGUCUCCAAUUCUCAUUCCUCUGUGCCUUCUGCUGGAUGUCUAUUGAGAGUUUUUUGCUCUUCAUGACUGUCCGAAACCUGAGGGCUGUCAAUUACAUGGCCUCCCGAAAAUCGAACUUUCCGCUUAUGUGUCUUCUGGGGUUCGGUAUCCCAGCUGUGAUUGUGGGAAUUACAGCAGCUGUUCAUCCACUUGACUAUGGAACAGACUCAUAUUGUUGGAUCAAUCUUGACAUUAUUUGGAGUUUCCUUGGUCCAGUCUGUGGUUUUAUCAUUACAAACACGGUUCUGUUGGUCUUGACUGUUCAUCUCCUGAGAAAGAGGCUGGCUUCUGUAAAUAAAAACGUCUCCACUCUGAAGAAUACCCGGUUACUGACCUUCAAAGCUGUGGCCCAGCUCUUCAUCCUUGGCUGUACCUGGGGUAUUGGCUACUUCCAGUUUGGACCUCAUUCUCUGAUCUUUUCCCACCUCUUCACUAUCCUCAACAGCAUCCAGGGAGUGUACAUCUUCCUUGUACACUGCCUGCUCAAUCAACAGGUCAGAGAAGGUUACUGCAGAUUGUUCUAUAGAAUUUGUCCUCACAGGAGGCAGAAACCAGAUAUAUCCACCGCGGGUAGCCUCCAGAAAGCCGCUAGAGAA